Messenger RNA from Theileria equi strain WA, 849 nucleotides. RefSeq lists its product as hypothetical. The record is from RefSeq and is a predicted model, not a curated record. Bases 1 to 849 code for a protein of 282 amino acids. NCBI's taxonomy places the organism in Eukaryota, Apicomplexa, Aconoidasida, Piroplasmida, Theileriidae. The transcript is spliced from 2 exons.
AUGGCCAUUGCCGUUAUCUCUAUCGGAAUGGACUUCCAAUGCUUAUUCAUCGUAGUUAAAGAGCCUAAGAUGAUAGAUGUUAAAUCAGUUAAUGUGUACUGCACAAAGGGCACUACAGAUGCAUUUCUCAUUUAUUUAAAACCCAAAGAAGGAACAACAGGAGUAUUGCUUGAGAACAAGUGGUAUGGUAGAUGUUCAGGAGACACUCACUGGGAAGAAGAAAAGGGUUUUACUGGUGAACCAACUGGUGAUGAUAUAGUCCCAAUUAAUAAACACCUUACUGAUGCCUUAAUACCAAGGGUUAUAAUAGAUCUCACUAAAACUAAUGGAAGCUAUACACCUAGAAGAACUACUCUGCAAUUUAGUGUUGAGGAGGAUAAGAUAGAGAGUACCUCUAGUUUCUUAAAGUGCACACACAAACUGUCAGAAAGUAGACCAUUCAGGCUCAAGGACAUUGAAUGUGGUGGGAAAUUACUUGGUAUAAAAUCUAAGGAAUCACUUUCCUGUGUCAACGCUUACUAUUAUUCUGGUCAUUCAACAAUUCCUCUUCUCAUUGAACUGGCAUUAAGUAGUGGGAACAAUUACAAGUACUUUUUCAGACCUACUAAAGACUUGGACACAUGGUUUAAAUAUGUUAGAUCUGAUGUAGGAGAAACUACUCAACUGAAUAAUCUCAAUGAAAUGCUAGAUGCCCUUAAGAAGAUACACGUUUCCGAUCCACCUAAUGCAAGUCCUUCACUUCCUCUUGCACUUACAGAUACCCUAAAGAUCGGUGGAAGUAGUCUAACAACGGCUGGUUUGGGAGGUCUUGCCGUAUGGAAGGGACCCGCUCUAAUUGCUCGUCUGUAA